UUAAAUCCCUACUAUCCCUAGCUCGCUCACGCCGACCGACUCCCCCCUCCCUCCGCCGAUCUCAGCCAUUCCCCUCCUUCGAGCGACCCCAAAUCCGUUCCUCCGCCGCAUCUCCUUCCCCUCCUCCCCCUCUCCGUUGGCCUCCUCUCUGUGGAUAUCUCCCGCCUCCUCCGCCGCAGAGAUGUUCUGGAUCUUUAAAUCCGUGCUUGCCACCGCCAUCCACACCGGCAGAGCCUGAGGUAGCCUUCCCAAUCUUUUCGUGCUCGCCGCUCGGGAUCGCCCUCCGCCCUCAUAUCCUACCGCUCCGCCGCGCGGGAUCGCUCUCGCCUCCCUUCUCCUCCAACCCCUUGCGCGGCUCAGGGUUUAGGGUUCUAAUAGUUUCAUCUCCUUGAAAGGCAAGAACAUGAGAUGCAAAAAAAUUUCAGGGAUGUGUGCAGCAACUCUUUUUUUUCAGUCAUCCCUUAAACGCAUUAUUGGUGUGACAGCCUCCCAUUAAACUGUUAUUCUCCAUCGGUGGACCAGUAAUUUAGCAAUCUGUUGAGCAGUAAAAGGGUGAACCACUGUUACAAUAUUUUCAUUAUUUUAUCGCUAAUGUUAUGAUGAUCAUCAUUACGGAGAAAAAGGACAAAUCAACAAAAAUGAAGUCGAAUUGUAUGUAUGCUCUUUCCCUUGGCUCGUGCUCAGGAUGAUUCCAAUAAGGGACCCUCUCUAAGGCCCUAGUUUUCUUCAUAUGUCUAGAUGGACUUGAUCUCAAUUUUUGCAAAUCAUCACAGCACAGGACACCUGUCUGAGAUAUAUGAAAAUGCUAGAUUGCUUGCUUCUAAAUCAAGUUUAAUGGGUUUCCUUAUUCUUCUUGGUAUAGGCUGUCCUCCUUAACCGCGCCUUCUCCGGCAUCGCCCCCGUCACCGAUACUUCCAGCAUAUAUGAAAGACUUCCUCAGCAUAAAUGCAUUCCUUGCAUGCAUAAAAUUAAGCUUCAAUUGGGAUUGCUGGUGGAAAGAAAUCUUCGAAUUAUUGCUGGAAGAUUUGGGUUGAAGGGGAUUGUUCUGUUUAGUUUCCAAAUGUCCUGGUCAGCUAUGUUUCAUGUUCCUAGAUGCAGUGAGUAUAAGAGUUUCAAAUGAAUUGGGUGCUGGAAACCCACAAGCUGCAUGCUUAUCAGUGUAUGCUGCACUUAUCAUGGCUAUCACAGAGGGUUUGAUGGUAGCUUUGAUCACCAUUCUAGUACGCCAUGUCUGGGGCUACUUAUAUAGCAAUGAAGAAGAAGUAGCAAAAUAUAUAUCAAUAAUGAUGCCAAUUCUUGCAGCCUCUGACUUUAUGGAUGGAAUACAAUGCACACUAUCAGGUGCUGCUAGAGGAUGUGGCAUGCAGAAGAUAUGUUCUUUAGUCAAUCUUGGAGCUUAUUAUGUUGUCGGUAUUCCUUCUGCUAUCCUAUUUGCUUUUGUCUUGCAUGUUGGUGGCCAGGGACUUUGGAUGGGAAUCAUAUGUGCGCUGAUUGUACAAGUUUCGAUUCUUGUUGUCAUGAUGCUUUGUAUCAAUUGGAAUCAAGAAGCAAGGAAGGCCAAGGACAGAGCUCACAACUUUGCUAUUGCUGCAGAAGCUAUAUGAUGAUACUUGACAGUCUGGUCUCUUAGCAUUCCUUUCAAUUAAUCUCUCAUGGAUGCAGAGGUGAUUUUUGAAGAUUCAUUUUGGAAAUAUCGAGACUUGAAGAUAUGAAACAUAUGCCUUUUCUCUACCUAUCUCCUAUACGACCUUUCUUUAAUUCAAGGGAAAAGCCAGUGCUUCAUGGGAUGGUUCCGCACAUGCUGCAAUUACUAGAACUGAGAAUUUUGAUAACAGCUCCAAGUUAUAGCUGCAGUCUGAAAGUGUGCAUAAGGUCCUUUCAUUCUGAGUCUUGACAACUAUAGACUGAAUCCACGAAUAGUUGCAUCUCUUGGCACUACUGGAGGGAGUCAUGGGCGCAGGUGCAAGUAAAGAAAAACUAGAAUUACAAUUCUGUAAAGAAAGAUUUCAGUUAUUUAAUUUGCUAUUUUAUGAACUGGAAAUAAAUGCUUGCAAAACUUGUUGAAGUUUCUCUCAAAGUCGGUAGCUUUGACGCGA
This is a messenger RNA of Phoenix dactylifera (date palm), 2096 nucleotides long. NCBI's taxonomy places the organism in Eukaryota, Viridiplantae, Streptophyta, Magnoliopsida, Arecales, Arecaceae. The record is from RefSeq and is a predicted model, not a curated record.